AUGGCUUCAUCAACAUCAGUGUGUCAUGUGACUAGUCGAUCAGGUAAGGCUUCAUCAACGACAGUUUGUCAUGUGACUAGUCGAUCAGGUAUGACUUCAUCAACGACAGUGUGUCAUGUGACUAGUCGAUCAGGUAUGGCUUCAUCAACAUCAGUGUGUCAUGUGACUAGUCGAUCAGGUAUGGCUUCAUCAAUGACAGUUUGUCAUGUGACUAGUCGAUCAGGUAUGACUUCAUCAACGACAGUGUGUCAUGUGACUAGUCGAUCAGGUAUGGCUUCAUCAACAUCAGUGUGUCAUGUGACUAGUCGAUCAGGUAUAACUUCAUCAACGACAGUGUGUCAUGUGACUAGUCGAUCAGGUAUGGCUUCAUCAACGACAGUUUGUCAUGUGACUAGUCGAUCAGGUAUGGCUUCAUCAACGACAGUGUGUCAUGUGACUAGUCGAUCAGGUAUGGCUUCAUCAACGACAGUGUGUCAUGUGACUAGUCGAUCAGGUAUGGCUUCAUCAACGACAGUGUGUCAUGUGACUAGUCGAUCAGGUAUGGCUUCAUCAACGACAGUUUGUCAUGUGACUAGUCGAUCAGGUAUGACUUCAUCAACGACAGUGUGUCAUGUGACUAGUCGAUCAGGUAUGGCUUCAUCAACGACAGUGUGUCAUGUGACUAGUCGAUCAGGUAUGGCUUCAUCAACGACAGUGUGUCAUGUGACCUAUGCCAGGAAUAGAUUUUGUCCUCUGUCCUAA
This is a messenger RNA of Ylistrum balloti, 741 nucleotides long. RefSeq lists its product as uncharacterized. The coding region runs from base 1 to 741 and encodes 246 amino acids. The transcript has a single exon. The record is from RefSeq and is a predicted model, not a curated record. NCBI's taxonomy places the organism in Eukaryota, Metazoa, Mollusca, Bivalvia, Pectinida, Pectinidae.